Molecule: messenger RNA, 4263 nt
Organism: Cololabis saira (Pacific saury)
Lineage: Eukaryota; Metazoa; Chordata; Actinopteri; Beloniformes; Belonidae
Gene: pld1b
Product: phospholipase D1b
Exons: 25
Coding region: 120-3260 (1046 amino acids)
Biological process (GO): cell motility; regulation of microvillus assembly; intracellular signal transduction
Molecular function (GO): D-type glycerophospholipase activity; phosphatidylinositol binding
Source: RefSeq, a predicted model, not a curated record
AGGACGGCGCUGCGUGGAGGUGGGAGGAGGAGAGGCAGGACUCGUGAUGGAGCUGUUGAGGAUGCUCGGUGACCCCCCCCCUGCUCAGGUGAGCCCUUGGCUCCGCGUCAGUGCUCACCAUGCUGCGUCAGACUGAGCCGAGCUCCAGCACCCUGCAGCUGGUAGCUAACGACAUGACCGGCAUCAUGGAGAAGCUGGACACCCGGGAACUGGACCUGGGCGACGGCGAGUACGACACCACGGACGCCGGCCCACCAGCUGAGCGGCUGGCCUUCACUGCCAUCUACAACACCGUGGGGUUCAAGGAGGCUGAGGCCAAGGUCUUCCUGUCCUCCCCCAUCACCGCCAAGAUCCUGGAGGUGGAGCGGUUCACCUCGGCUCAGGACCGCUUCAACGUCACCACGCAGAGGAGCGUCAACAAGUCCAUGCCGGCCAUGUACAAGAUCGAGCUGAGGCACGGCGAGUUCACGUGGCUGGUGAAGAAGAAGGAGAAGCACUUCAUGGAGCUGCACCGGGAGCUGAGGACCUACAAGACCUUCAUGAGGCUGCCGCUGCCGUCGCGCAGUCACACGGUGAAGAGGAAGACGGUGACCAGCGAGUCCAGGGACAUGCCCACCCUCCCCAGAGGAGGGGGGGAGGAGCUGGGGAGGGAAGACCAGGUCUCCAGUCGAAGGAAACAACUGGAAGAUUACUUGAACAAGCUGCUCAGGACGCCAAUGUACCGGAACUACCACGCUACGAUGGAGUUCAUUGACGUCAGUCAGAUGUCCUUCAUCCACGACCUCGGACCAAAGGGCUUAGAAGGGAUGGUGCUGAAGCGGUCCGGGGGCCACCGGAUCCCCGGAAUGAACUGCUGCGGUCGCAGCAAAAUGUGCUACCGCUGGUCCAAACGCUGGCUGGUGGUGAAGGACUCGUUCCUGCUGUACAUGAAGCCGGACUCCGGCGCCAUCUCCUUCGUGAUGCUGUUUGAUAAAGAGUUCAGCAUCAAGAUGGAUUCCAAACACACGGAGACCAGACACGGAGUCCGUAUCGACAGUCUGAACAGGUCUCUGGUGCUGAAGUGCAGCAGCUACAGACACGCCCGCUGGUGGGGUCAGGCCAUCGAGGGCUUCGUGCAGAAACACGGCGCCGCCUUCCUGAAGGACCACCGCUUCGGCUCCUUCGCCAGGGAGGAGGUCAACAUCCCCGCCAAAUGGUAUGUAAAUGGGAAGACGUACAUGGAGGACCUCGCCGACGCCCUGGAGGAGGCCAGGGAGGAAAUCUUCAUCACCGACUGGUGGCUGAGUCCGGAGAUCUUCCUGAAACGGCCGGUCGUCGAGGGCAACCGCUGGCGGCUGGACUGCAUCCUGAAGCGGAAAGCGCAACAGGGCGUGCGCGUGUUCGUGAUGCUGUACAAGGAGGUGGAGCUGGCGCUGGGCAUCAACUCCGGCUACAGCAAGCGGACGCUGCUGAAGCUGCACCCCAACAUCAAGGUGAUGCGGCACCCGGACCACGUGUCCUCCGCCGUCUACCUGUGGGCGCACCACGAGAAGCUGGUGGUGGUGGACCAGGCGGUGGCCUUCGUGGGCGGCAUCGACCUGGCCUACGGCCGCUGGGACGACCGCGAGCACCGGCUCACCGACGUCGGGAGCGUCACGCUCUCCAGCACGCUGCAGGCUGAGACGGCGUCUCCUGCAGCGGCAGUGCGGGUCGCCCCGGGCAACAGCAGCAACGGCAGGGGCGGCGUCGCCCCGGGCAACGGCAGCAACGGCAGGGGCGGCAUCUUUACGGUGGAGGACUCGGGGGACCAGCCCAGGCUCAAGGGUCAGGGCAGGAUGAGGAGGACGCGGCUCAGCAUCCGGAGACACCUGCAGAAGCACGGCCUCGCCCACGCCGACAGCGACAGCGACGCCGACGACGACCCCAAGAGCGGUUCCCUGCGGAGUCUGAACACGGGCGUCGGGGAGCUGUUUGGGAACACCCGGUUCUGGCACGGGAAGGACUACUGCAACUUUGUGCACAAGGACUGGAUCCAGCUGGACAAGCCGUUCGACGACUUCAUCGACCGGCACACGACUCCCAGAAUGCCCUGGCACGACAUCGCCUCGGUGGUUCAUGGGAAAGCAGCUCGGGACGUGGCCAGACACUUCAUCCAGCGCUGGAACUUCACCAAGCUGGUGAAGCCGAAGUACCGGAUCAAGUACCCGUGUCUGCUGCCCAAGUCCCACACCACGGCGGGGGAGCAGCGGUACCAGGUCCCCAACUGCAUCCCCACCAAGGUCCAGAUCCUUCGCUCGGCCUCCGACUGGUCGGCCGGCAUCAAGUACCACGAGGAGUCCAUCCACAACGCCUACGUCCACGCCAUCCAGAGCAGCCAGCACUUCCUCUACAUCGAGAACCAGUUCUUCAUCAGUUGUGCCGACAACAGACACGUUUUCAACAAGAUCGGAGACGCCAUUGCGGAGCGCAUCAUCCGGGCGUACAGGGAGGGUAAGAAGUACCGCGUGUACGUGGUGACGCCUCUGCUGCCGGGGUUCGAGGGAGACAUCAACACGGGCGGGGGCAGCGCCAUCCAGGCCGUCAUGCACUUCAACUACAGGACCAUGAACCGAGGAGACCACGCCAUCAUCUCCCAGCUCAAGAGAGAGAUGGGAGACCAGUGGAUGAACUUCAUCUCCAUCGCCGGUCUGAGAACACACACGGAGCUGGAGGGGAAGCUGGUCACCGAGCUCAUCUACGUCCACAGCAAGAUGCUCAUCGCCGACGACAACACCGUCAUCAUCGGCUCGGCCAACAUCAACGACCGCAGCAUGCUGGGGAAGCGGGACAGCGAGGUGGCGGUGAUGGUGGAGGACUCGGAGACGGUGGCGUCGGUGAUGGACGGCCAGCCGUACCAGGCGGGGAGAUUCGCCCUGCAGCUGCGGCUGGAGUGCUUCAGGAUGAUCCUCGGCGCGAACACCGACCCCUCCAUCGACGUCUCGGACCCCGUCAGUGAGCAGUUCUACAAGGAGGUGUGGAUGGCCACGUGCGCCCGCAACGCCACCAUCUACCAGAGGGUCUUCCGCUCUCUGCCGUCCAGCGACGUCCGCAACAUCCUGGAGCUGGACGGCUACCUGGCCAAGCCGGGCCUGGACAAGGACGACCCGGCCCGCGCCCACGAGGAGCUGAGGAAGAUCCGCGGCUUCCUGGUUCAGUUCCCGCUCCAGUUCUUGUGCGAACAGAACCUGCUGCCUCCCAUCGGCUCCAAGGAGGCCAUGGUGCCCAUGGAGGUCUGGACCUGAGGCGGCGUCGCCCCGCGGCCCGGCGCGGCCCACACUCGUCUGUUUCCUCGUUUUAUUUCAUUAUCUUUACUCCUGAGAAUCAUGGGAAUGUUUACCGAUGGGGUCGGGGGUCGAAGGUCAUGAAGGAUACAGCCUACGGAAGGCCACGAAUGACAAAAGAGGGGAUAAAAUGAAGAUUAGCUCCUUUAUAAAACUAUUGGUUUAUUUAAAACGUUUAUUUUAGUAUUUCAACAUUCAUCUAAAUGUUUACGCAUUAAUGGAUCAAUGUGUUUAUAUGUUCUCUACGGUAAGAACGAGGUUUAAAGUAGAAUCACCUGGGAGCGACUUAAGACCAGGGAUCUUCACUUGAUCAGAAUCGUUAGAAACACCAAGAUCAAUAAAAGUAACUUCAGGAAUUCAGACAAAAAGAAAUCAGUGCUUAAAAACCUGAUUAAUUAAAAAUGGAUAAAUCAGACACAACGAUCCACUUUUUUUGGUUCCAAUCAGAUUGAAUAUUUGCGACAGACGUGAAUAAAUUAAAUCAAAAAGAGGAACUUGUACAUCAUCCAACCAUUUAAAUAAUUUAAAGCAACAGUUUUUAUUCUGAAUAGGACACAUUUUUCCGUCAUUCCAGUAUCGUAUUUAUUGAAUUAUUAAUUAUUAUUAUUAUUACGUCUGUUUCGGCCCCCAGCACCAAUGUUGGAUCAGAGAUAAGUAGUUGAAUAUAUAUUUAAAUAUUUAUUCCUGUAUUUUCUGUCAGUCGUGGUCUGACGUUCGCACCGGCUGCAGAUCCUUCCGUUUACGGUGGAACCAGAAAACUGGCUGGAAUUAAAGCACCUGAGAUCCCGGACGUUUACGGCGAAGGACGCCACCGUUUGGUGUUUGAAGGCGGAGACGGGGGAGUCUGAGUUCGCCUGCGAGGCUGAACUCAGGGAAAACAAGACACUACAGUUUACCCCCCAAAGCCGCCGUGUUGCAGUACCAGCUCUGACCACACGGGGGUGCCAGGCCGGCCCUGCUGCGU